AAUUAAACCCCGCCCACAAAAACCAGGCUCCGCCUUUUAAUUAAAAAUGGCUGAUCAGAAGGAGGAGGAAGAGAGUGAAAAUGACCUCUUAAGAAAGCAAGGGUGGUAUCUUGGAGAGUUUAGCACAGAAGGAGCGAAAGAUUUGCUUCAAAAUUGCACUGAAAACAACGUCUUCAUAGUACACAAGACCCCAUCGGAUCAAUACUACCUCUCGGCUAGAUUUUCAAAGGAAAACGAAACGAUUGAGCAUUUACAGAUUAGAAAGAAUGAGAGUAAUCAAUACCAAUUAGAUGGACAAUUAGAGUCUUUUACUAGUAUAGUUGAUGCUGUCAAUAGUUUUACAUUAGCCAGGGAUACAGUCCUCACUCCUGCUUUAGGAAAGAAGCAACAGUUAGAAUUUCAAUUCAGUACAGCCAGUCUACCUCCUGCUUACGAUGAAGCUAAUCGCGUCCUGGGACCAGACAUUGCUCCUUUGCCAAAGAUAGAUAGCAUCACUCCAGCAGUCCCAGUUGAAGCUAAGGAAGGUCGCAUAUCGCCUACAGGCUCUUUCAAUGGAAUCAGAAGAUACAGUGAUGAUGAUAGUUAUUAUUACGGCGGAAGAAGAAACAGGUCCUCUACUCCAGAAUAUAUGAAUAACCCCCAUUGGUGGAGAUACAAAAACAAGUGCAUAUGUCAUCCAAAGAACGUCUACCACUGCUGCUGUCACCGGAAGACAUAUUGGACCGGAUAUAGAGAGGCAACGAGUGGUAAAUGGUAUGACUGUAGAGGAACUGGUUUCUUAAGGUGCUGGUUGCUUGUACUGAUGUGGUGUCUAGUGUGGCCUUGUGUUGGUAUAGGGUGUUGUGUUGCAGGCUGCAUACUGCUGUGCAUCUUCUGUUGCUGCUAUGAAGAUGAUGAUUAAUAAAAUGAGGGGUGUGUGUGUGUUUGUGUGUCUCUUUUUUAAAUUCUUAUUACUGUUUAUCAUGAUUUUAUAUAGCACAAUAUACA
This is a messenger RNA of Amphimedon queenslandica, 987 nucleotides long. RefSeq lists its product as uncharacterized. The transcript is spliced from 6 exons. The record is from RefSeq and is a predicted model, not a curated record. The coding region runs from base 47 to 901 and encodes 284 amino acids. NCBI's taxonomy places the organism in Eukaryota, Metazoa, Porifera, Demospongiae, Haplosclerida, Niphatidae.